CUCUCCUCCAUCUCUUUAGACACGUCGCUCUUUUAUUCUCUCUCCUCCACGACUCUCCACGUCUUUCUCGCCCUCUAAGUACGACUUCGAUAAUGUCCGCCAACUUCGUCGACCCGUCGACCCUCUCUUUGCCUUCGCCGCAAUCUGAUGUACCCGACUCACCGCGCUCCGAGCAUCUCGACAACACCGCUGGUCCUUCGCGCAAGCGGGCAAGGACCGACAUGAGCGCAGAGGAGCGCAAAGAGGCUCGUGCUCACCGCAACCGCAUCGCUGCCCAGAACUCCCGUGACAGACGGAAAGCUCAGUUCACCGCUCUGGAGCGACGAGUAGCCGAGCUAGAAGAGGAGAACAGGCAGCUACGCGCUGGUAUGACCUUGUCAGAUCUCCAGCAUGCGGACAUCAGACGCGCACAGGAACAGGAGCGCGAGAAAGCGCGGGAGCGAGAGAACGCAGAGCUCAAAGAGCGUAUCAAGUCUCUCGAGAAGGGGUGGGAGGCUGUCAUGAAGGUUCUCGCAGCCCAAGGUCUCCCAACGCCCUCUUCUUCCGCCGAAUCAACAACUUCCUCGUCAAACGAAUCUACCCCGCCAUCAUCCAGCAAUAACACUACCACCACCUUUCCCGUCCUAGUCCCAUCUGCACCUGUAUUUCCCAUCACUCCAUCACCGUCCAUCUCUGGCGCGAGCAUUGUCUUAGAUACGGAUGAGUCCGAGUCCACUCGCCACCUAGCACGGGUGGACUCCCGACUCUCGAAUCUACGUUCGCCCAUUCCGCCAGUUCUCUCAUUGAGGCGGAACUCGCGCCGACUCCCCUUGCCUACGACGCGGCGGCUUCAUCGCCAGCGAACGAGGCAGCAGUGGACGCCUGGAUCCGAGAAAUAUUCUCGGGCUCUCCCGUCAAUGCGCCGGCGUCUUCUUUGCCUGAAUGUGAUACUUUCGGCGAAGAGCCGGCGAUCCCAUCCUCCGCGGCCACCCCCACCAUCGAGGCGCCGCUGAUUGGGAUGCCGGAGAUCACGUCCGAGUGGGAAAACGGUGUGGAGAUGCAGAGACUGCUGGAGCUGUUUACUACGAUCCAGCCCGAUGGGGACGUCGACGUCCUUGCUGAUACUACUACACAAGCAGGUGACGACGUAAGCACGGCUUUGGGACUUGAGCUGUGCGGAGGGUGGAAUGUUGAGCGAGAGGCCGUACCAACAUCAUCUGGUGUAGGUGUGUUCUGAACAUAUGAGGCGCGCUGGCGGGUUCUCAGCUCAAAAAGUGUACAACAAAUGACUUUCCAUCUUCUUUCUAUGCCCUCAUUGGAUUUUACUCUCUUGGUUUCUGUUGUUACCUAAUACUCUCUCCGCAUUUCGUAUUUCUCUCAGCAUCGUAUUAUAUUCGGACCGGUCUCCUCUCAUUCACAUAUAUUUAGAUUCACCUCGAUUUCUGGCUUUCUUUUUGUUUGUGCCGUUGGACGAUGGACGUCACUUCUGUAUCUUUCUCUUUCUUU
This is a messenger RNA of Fomitiporia mediterranea MF3/22, 1485 nucleotides long. RefSeq lists its product as uncharacterized. Bases 93 to 992 code for a protein of 299 amino acids. NCBI's taxonomy places the organism in Eukaryota, Fungi, Basidiomycota, Agaricomycetes, Hymenochaetales, Hymenochaetaceae. Gene Ontology annotation, cellular component: nucleus. The transcript is spliced from 3 exons. Gene Ontology annotation, molecular function: DNA-binding transcription factor activity, RNA polymerase II-specific; RNA polymerase II transcription regulatory region sequence-specific DNA binding. The record is from RefSeq and is a predicted model, not a curated record.